Dendroctonus ponderosae (mountain pine beetle) is the source of this 1963-nucleotide messenger RNA. RefSeq names its product protein hook (gene hook). Gene Ontology annotation, biological process: cytoskeleton-dependent intracellular transport; cytoplasmic microtubule organization. Gene Ontology annotation, cellular component: centrosome; cytoplasm. Lineage: Eukaryota; Metazoa; Arthropoda; Insecta; Coleoptera; Curculionidae. The transcript is spliced from 2 exons. Gene Ontology annotation, molecular function: microtubule binding; dynein light intermediate chain binding. Bases 34 to 1875 code for a protein of 613 amino acids. The record is from RefSeq and is a predicted model, not a curated record.
GUGUAAUUGUUUGAUAACAGUAACUGAUCGAAAAUGGACCCCACCGAAGACAUGUGCAAGAGCUUAGUGAAGUGGCUGCAACGACUAGCCCCCAAUCGAACAAAGACCGUUUCGGAAAUAUGCGACGGAGUGGGAAUCUUGGAAGCGCUGCUCCAAAUCGAACCGAACUACUUCGGGCAAUUGCAGCCUAAAAUCAAGAAAGACGUGGGAGCCAAUUGGCGUCUGAGGGUGAGCAACCUGAAAAAGAUUUCGGAAGCUGUUAUCGAAUACUACCAAGACUUGCUGAGCAUGCAAAUCGCCGACAAGGGCAAGCCCGACGUGGGCAAGAUUGGGGAAAGCAGCGACGCAGUGCAGUUAGGAAAACUCCUCAGAUUGGUUCUCGGCUGUGCAAUCAAUUGCGAAAGAAAACAGGAGUACAUUACUCUCAUUAUGGAAAUGGAGGAAUCGGUGCAGCAAAACAUCAUGCAAACGAUCCAGCAGCUUGAGGAAGUGGCAAUGGGGCCAGGCAAAACCGGCCUGAGCAUGCUCAUCCUAGACAGUGACGCCCGCGUAGCCAAACUCGUGUCCGACCUGGAGGCCGCAAACGAAGCCAAGGAGGCUCUGAUCCUGCAAAACCAGCAGAUGGAGCAACAGCUUUCCAUCAUGCAAGAGGAGCGCAAGAACCUGGAACAACAGAUCGAGUCGCUGCAACAAAAGGAGAUUAAGGGCCCCGACCCCCGACGCCAAAUGGAGCUGCUCAAGGAAGAAAAGUUCAAGGCGGAAGUGAUGAGGGACGACUUCAACGCUAAACUGCUGGAGCAGGAGAAGCAGUUGCUGGCCUACCAGGAGAGGAUUGCAGAGCUGCAGAUCGCGGCCAGCGACUCCACACGGCUGAAGGAUGAAGUUGACGCUCUAACCGAGUCGGCAAGCAAAGUGGACGACCUGGAGCAGACAGUGGCUUCCUACAAAAGGAAACUGGAAGACUAUCAGGACCUGAAGAAGCAGGUGCAGAAACUGGAAGCCAAAAACAUCGAGUACCUACAAAAAACCAUGGAAAUGGAAGAGGAACUGACAAAGAACAGCAGCUGGAGGAACCAGUGCGAAGCCUACAGGAACCAGAUUGUGGAGCUGCAGCAAAAGCUGGACGAAGAGGCGCAGCGGGCCGACAAGGCGCAGUUCAGUCAGGAAAACCUGGAGUCCAAAGCAGUUGCCCUACAGGCCGAACGCAACCGCUUGCUCCUGGAAAGAGACUCAUUGAGGGAGGAAAACGAGGAGCUCAAGCUGGGCCACGUGAAGGCCAGCGAAGCUGGCGCUGCAGUCGCCCAGGAGCUCACCCCAGCCGACCUGAAAGCUAGAUUACGCUUUCUGGAGCGGGAAAACAAAACGCUUCGCCUGGCACAGCAGGAGCUGGACACCAAACAGUUGGCUCUGGACCAAGCGCUCGGCCGCAGCGAGAAACUGCAGCAGCAGAACCGCACCCUCAACCAAACCGUCCUGAGGCUGGAAGCGCAGCUGGAAGAGCUGCGCGGCCCCGACUCCACAGCCAACCCCGCCAUCACCGUGAAAAAGCUGCAGGAAGCGCUGGCGGCGAAGGAGCACGAACUGCAAACUGCCCAGGCAAAGUACCAGCGAAAUCUGGAAAAAGCGCGCGAGGUGGCAGCGCAACUGGAAAGCGCGGAAAGUGACCGGGUUAGGGGCGGCACCAUGGGGGCAACGGAGGAGCGCAUGCUGACGGCUGCAUUUUACAAGUUAUUGGGCGGGCUGCAUCGUGAGGCCGCCGACGAGCGUCUGGCAGUGUUUGGGGCUCAGGGGCAGUCGUUUCUAGCCAGGCAGCGACAGCCCACCCCUAGGAAGCUGCCCGCUCGUCCCAACUUGUAUCCGAACCGAUCCAAAUAGGACCACCUAGUUUUACAUGAAUUUUUAGCCAGGUUUUACUAUACAUGUAUGUGUUGGGCUUUUGCAAUACAUUUAUUUAUACACACUA